CUCCACCACCUGGGCCGCUGACUGGGAGGCGGAGGCCGUGGUCAUUAGGCCGCGGCGGGCACGGCGGCGGCGGCGGCGCGGGUGAGACGAGCGGAGCGCCGCAAGUCUGCGGGGAGGUGAUGCCGCCGCGCGCGGGCCCCUGCGCCAGGCGGGCGCGGUGACAGGCCGGCCUGUGCGGCGCUUCCGAGGGAGGCCGCGACGGAGCUGUCGGACUGGCCAUGGGCUGAGACACUUCCUCUGCGAACAGUGAAAGUGACCCUUCCUUACCCUACCAGAACAUGCCAGGUGACUCCCUCCCAGAUCUUUCUUGUGGUCUUCCUCAACCUCCCCAGCGACACUAUGCAACCCCAGCGUGACCUGCGAGGCCUCUGGCUCCUGCUGCUGUCCUUGUUCCUGCUCCUCCUUGAGGUGGCCAGUGCUGGCCGUCCCGUGGUCAGCUGUCCUGCUGCCUGUCUGUGCGCCAGCAACAUCCUCAGCUGCUCCAAGCAGCAACUGCCCAACGUGCCCCACUCCCUGCCCCGCUACACAGCACUACUGGACCUCAGCCACAACAACCUGAGCCGCCUGCGGGCCGAGUGGACCCCCACACGCCUGACUCACCUGCACUCCUUGCUGCUGAGCCACAACCACCUGAACUUCAUCUCUUCUGAGGCCUUUUCCCCAGUACCCAACUUACGCUACCUGGACUUGUCCUCCAACCAGCUGCGUACACUGGACGAGUUCCUGUUCAGUGAACUGCAAGCACUGGAGGUGCUGCUUCUCUACAAUAACCACAUCAUGGAGGUAGAUCGCUAUGCCUUCGAUGGCAUGUCCCAGCUGCAGAAACUCUACUUGAGCCAGAAUCAGAUCUCCCGCUUCCCUCUGGAACUGGUCAAGGAAGGAGCCAAGCUACCCAACCUAACGCUCCUGGAUCUCUCCUCCAACAGGCUGAAGAACUUACCCUUGCCGGACCUGCAGAAGCUGCCCGCAUGGAUCAAGAAUGGGCUCUACCUGCAUAACAACCCCUUGCCUUGCAACUGUGAGCUCUAUCAGCUCUUUUCACACUGGCAGUACCGGCAGCUGAGCUCUGUGACAGACUUUCAGGAGGAUCUGUACUGCAUGACCUCCAACAAGAUACACAAUGUCUUCAACCUGAGUUUCCUCAACUGCAGCGAGUACAAGGAGCGUGCCUGGGAGGCCCACCUGGGUGACACCUUGACCAUCAAGUGUGACACCAAGCAGCAGGAGAUGACCAAGGUGUGGAUGACACCAAGCAAUGAACAAGUGCUGGGUGAGGUGGCCAAUGGCACAGUGAUGGUGUUCAAGGAUGGCAGCCUUCAUUUCCGGAAGGUGCAGGUUGAGGAUGGGGGUGUGUAUACUUGCUACGCCAUGGGAGAAGCUUUCAACGAGACACUGUCUGUGGAGUUGAAAGUGUACAAUUUCACCUUGCAUGGACACCAUGACACUCUCAACACAGCCUAUACCACCCUAGUGGGCUGUAUUCUCAGCGUGGUCCUGGUCCUCAUAUACCUGUACCUCACCCCUUGCCGCUGCUGGUGCCGGGGUGUAGAGAAGCCUUCCAGCCAUCAGGGAGACAGCCUCAGCUCUUCCAUGCUUAGUACCACGCCCAACCAUGAUCCUAUGGCUGGUGGGGACAAGGAUGAUGGUUUUGACCGGCGGGUGGCCUUCCUGGAACCUGCUGGAUCUGGGCAGGGUCAAAAUGGCAAGCUCAAGCCAGGCAAUACCCUGCCGGUGCCUGAGGCAACCGGCAAGGGUCAGCGGAGGAUGUCGGAUCCAGAAUCGGUCAGCUCUGUCUUCUCUGAUACACCCAUUGUGGUGUGAGCAGAAUGGGUUGGUGGGUAGAUUCUGCCCCAGGAGAGGUAAUGCACCCCCGAAGGAUAUGAGGGGAUGGAAGAGAGGGCUGGCUGCCCAAGGGAGUGGGUUCCCUCGACCUCAAGGGAAUUGGUCACAGCUACAAUAGCAGGUAAGAUCCCAACCAGGGUGUGGCUGCCAUAAUUUUCAAAAUCCUCAGGCAAAUGCUACGCCCUCUCCAAAGCACUGGAAAUUCUGAAUGUGUUGGAGGAGGAGCAGGAGCAGGAGUGUGUCUCAGUUGGGUGAGAAUGAGAAAGGGGUGGAAGGAAAAGCAGAUUCCCUAAACUUUUUCGAGGUCAUCCCUAGCUCCUUAAGAGACAGUCAUUUGAGAGAAAAAAAAAAAAAAUCAAAAAACCUUUUUUUUUCUAUCUCUGCCCUCCCAUACUUGUGAUGGGGGAGGGCCUUCCACACUGGGGAAAAGCUGUAGUAUCUUCAUUGGCUAGGAAGUCAUACUUCACAGCUGGGGAAAUGGAAAACCUAGGAAAAUGAGUCAGGAAAUGGUUGAGACCUCAAUUAAUAACACUCCCCGAAACGGUUGUGAGACUUCCCACCAAUGCCUUCCUCUUCCCCAGUGAGCCUUGGGUAGAUGGGUCUUUGCAGGAGCCCUGACCCGUGGUCUGUGGGAUACAGCAACACAGUGAGAUGUGGCAUUUGUGUCCUGUCCUCAGAUCAGUGGCACAGAGGGGUACAGCAUGAACUGAGGGGUCUGUGUCACAGCAUAGGUGCCAGCAUAAAACUGGUAGAUGGGGGGUGGGGUGGGGUGGACUUCAGAGAGGCUAAUUUCCUGGUUUGUAAAACCCUUGGUUAGUAUUUCAGUCCCAGCACCUGUGUGUCAGACCAGGGUGGAGGCUGCUGAAGGCAGAGCUUUUAUGGAUGCCUGCCAGAGCCAGGAGAUGUCGGGCCACCUCCCACUAGAGGGCUGAGGGUAAACCAGCCUCUAUUAUGUGGCAUCCAGCUGGACCUACCUGAUUUACUGUGUUUGCCAUCUCUUCAUUCAGUCUGCUUAUCAGGCUUAGGUGGGAUUCUGGGUGAAGGAGCCCAGCGAAGUCUGGCUCCAGCUGGGCUAGACUGAGCUUGGGAAUAGAAGAGAUCAAGCAAAUAUCUCCUCUAUAUUGACAAGGCUGCCUUGCUCCUCUCUCAGAGAUCUCACCCCUGCUGCGAAGCCAAAGCAUGGGAUGUCAUUGCCACAGAAUGGCAGCUUGGAGUGUGGCUUAGAGUUCUGCCCUCUCCACAAAGUUCCAGGCAAUCUUGUGGCAGACAGUAGCACUAAAUUUUCAGAAAGUAUGUCCUGCCAUCCCCACUCCUCUCAGCCAGAGAUCUGUGCAAUUGUGGUCUUCAGGCCAGAGGAGCCCAAUACUCCAUCCCAGAACACUCUGGAUAUGGAGGUGAUUGCUCCCAUUAACUUCUCCCUUUGACCAUACUGCAAAUGCUGGGAGGUGGCUGCUCUGAGCUUUGGCAGGGAGAUGGGAUGAGCAGCGCAAAGGUGAAUAUGUUCUCUGAUGUUGGUCUUUUCAGUCUCUCUCCUCUCCCACCAGGUUCUCUGUCCAUUGGAAGUUCUCCAGAUCCUCUAGUUAUCCAACCUGCUCUUUAGGUACCAAGAGGUGUUUUUUACCUGAAGUUGAGGGCUGCUUGCUAGGAGGGCCUGUAUCCAGCUGCCUAUUAAGAUUGGGGAAGGGGACUGGAACUCAACAUCUUCCCCUUGUAUGUCCUGGGAUCUUAAGACUGCUGUCCAUCCUUUAUGAGUAAUCUGGUUUUGUCAAGAGAGAGGUGCAGCACUUCCCUCAAGUACUUGCAUGCUCGUAGGUAUGCAUGCUUAUAGGUAUGCAUGCACACCAGCACUUUGACUUCCACCAGGACAGUGAUUCUUAGUCCCCACUAACAUCCACUCUCAGAAUGGUCUCCACCUGUAUGCCCUGUAGGAGAGACAGUGACCAUGCCAGGCUCCCCCAUACACAAACUCUUGUACUUGAAUUUCUGAACUCCUCGAAGCUUUGCCCAUGUCUCCAUGGCACUGAAUCACUUCUCUGCAAAGGCUGGAGUUAGGAGAACCUUGGUUUGAAGACCCUGGGAGAAGCGGUGGUGAGAAGCUAGCUGGGUCUCCAAACUCCUCAGAAACCUUCUUCUUAAAGACUUAAAGUUGAUAUGUUUGAGAAGUUAAGACAGAAUUAGGCAGGGGGGCCAAGCAGCUUUAAAUUGCUGUUCCUAUGUUAACUACGCUGGUAAGAAAGGGGCAGGAGGGAAGAGAGUUAUCUCCUUAUAUUCCAGAGACCUCUGAAGAUUUUUGUUACUGGAGCUCACUCCUCAGACUUAUCAGAGAACCUGGGGAAAAUCUCAUCUUCAUGCUGCAGUUUCCCCUCUAGGCACUAUCUGAGUAAGGCUUUGAAAAUCUUUAAAGUGAAUGUCAAAUGAAACAGGCCUUCUGGGGCAUUCGAGCUGAGCUCCUGAGGAGCAGGAAGGCCAUUUUCUUCAAACAUCCUACCCAGUUUAGGGAAUAAGAAAAGGCCCCAGGGCUCUAAGACUCCCUAUUAUAUCUACUAGUUUGGCCCCUAGUUUAAGAGACUUGGUGACGGUGCCUGACUGCUCCACCAAGAGAUAUAACUGAUGAGCAGUCUCUUCUGUGGUUUUGGUUGAUAGAACCCAAAGGUGGCUAUCUCCUUGGGGGACUAAGGACUCAGCAUUACGUAAGCUCACUAGAACCCUGUGUGUAGAAAACUCCCAGGUCUGGUUAUAAGAAAACGCUGAGCGAUCACCUCCUCCCCUCUCUACCACCCAUAAACUAGACGUGUCCUCCAGGAAGCAGGUAUCCCUGGGGACAGAGUGUGACAGGGCUCUACAAUCUGUCUGUGUGAUUAUUUGUGAUCUUUUUUUCUUUGCCUGUAUUCGUGGGGCUCGCAGGAAGGGGCCAGGAGAGGGCACACUUCAGCUGGGGAGAGCAAAGCGGACUGAUUCUAAUUUUCUGUGUGUUCUUACCUCUGUACUUCUUUGUAGCCCUGCUGGCAAGCAAGCGGGCCUCCCUGUGUCCAGGACCCUGUUCCUCCCACUUGUGUACUCCCAGGCUGGCAAACUUUGGAGCCUCUGGGCUCUGAAAACUAGACAAUGAUCAUUAAACCUGGCUUGAGUCUCUGUUC
This is a messenger RNA of Choloepus didactylus (southern two-toed sloth), 4979 nucleotides long. RefSeq names its product adhesion molecule with Ig like domain 1 (gene AMIGO1). Lineage: Eukaryota; Metazoa; Chordata; Mammalia; Pilosa; Megalonychidae. Gene Ontology annotation, biological process: brain development. Gene Ontology annotation, molecular function: protein binding. Bases 340 to 1821 code for a protein of 493 amino acids. The record is from RefSeq and is a predicted model, not a curated record. The transcript is spliced from 2 exons.